Plodia interpunctella (Indianmeal moth) is the source of this 1740-nucleotide messenger RNA. RefSeq lists its product as uncharacterized. The transcript has 7 exons. Gene Ontology annotation, biological process: protein secretion. Gene Ontology annotation, cellular component: endoplasmic reticulum membrane. The record is from RefSeq and is a predicted model, not a curated record. The coding region runs from base 205 to 1467 and encodes 420 amino acids. Gene Ontology annotation, molecular function: GTPase activator activity; guanyl-nucleotide exchange factor activity; protein binding. NCBI's taxonomy places the organism in Eukaryota, Metazoa, Arthropoda, Insecta, Lepidoptera, Pyralidae.
GUCAUAUUUGACUUUUGUCAUGUUGGAACUACAGGAAUUGUUAUAGUUUAGGAUGUGAAUUAUUGUUGUUUUUCACUUUAUUACAACAUAUUUGCCGUGUAUUAUUUAAAUAUACAAACACAUGUUUUUCCAUACAUCUCCUAGGUAGUGUCCACUGCAGUUAACAGACCCAUUGUAUAGGUAUUUUAGAUGUUAUAAGUGAGAAUGGCCCGUAACAGAUGCGAUGGGCUUCUAGCCCGAGUUGAUUUCCCUCUUUAUACUUUACAAACGCUGACUAAUCGUCAUGUUCUGGUGGCCGGGGGUGGAGGAGCAUCCAACACGGGCGUUGCCAAUGGUUUUGAGAUAUUUGAAAUAUCACACAAUGGGACAAGAUUUGUUGCUGAAGAGGUGAUGCGGCAUGAGACAGGACCCAAUGUGGUGAUGACAUGCUCUGUGAACAACACACAGAACCGUAUGUACCUGACAGCGGGGCAGGAGAGCCACUGUCAGUUGUACAAGGUGAAUAUACGCAUGGUGGAUCCUGCAGAGAUGAGACGAGGUAGUUUCCGAGCCGAGAAUGGUCUUGUGAGGAGAAGGAGACGUACUGUGUCAGAGAAUGAUAACAUAUCGAGGACAGACAGUAAUAGUAAUACAACUGAGAAAAGAAUGUCUUUCGAGAUACGACCUACAGAUAGUGUACAGACAGAUUUUGGUAAUGAUCCCCUGCAAAGGGUCGUGCGGAUCAGCCACAGCGGCAAGCUGAUGGCGACCGGCGGGAUGGACACCAAAGUCAGGCUGUGGAGCUUCCCGCGGAUGGAGCUACUGUUUGUUCUGGAAGGCCACAGUAAAGAGUUGGACGAUUUGGACUUCAGUCCUUGCGACAAGCAGCUGGUGAGCAUCGGCAAGGACGGAAUCGCCAACAUCUGGUCGACGGCGCACCGCGGCGAGCCCCUGCGCAGGAUCACGUGCCAGCCGCCCAACGGCAACAAAUAUCUGUUCAGGAGGUGCAGAUUCGGCCUAAACGAAGACAAGAAGGGUGCCCACCGGAUGUUCACGAUCGCCAACCCAUUGGCCAGGUCGGGCAAGCAGAAGGGGCUGCUGCAGCUGUGGGAGCCCGCGGGCGGCGCGCUGGUGAAGUCCGUCGUCGUCAAUGAGUCUCUGUCCGCGCUCGCCGUGCGCGACGACGGCCGGUUUGUGGGCGUCGGGACCAUGUUUAGCGGAUCUGUUGAUAUCUACGUGGCUUUCAGUUUGCAGCGCGUGCUGCACGUGAAGAACGCGCACAUGAUGUUCGUGACGGGCGUGGAGUUCGUGCCCGCGCGCGGCGUGCGCACGCGCAGCGAGGCCGCGCUGCUCUCCAUCUCCGUCGACAACUGUCUGUGCGUGCACAGCCUGCCUUAUAACAGCACCGUGCCCGCCUGGGUCGCCGUGGUACUCAUCAUCUUCGUGCUGUUUUGUACGUUCACUUUAUGUUCAUAUCUAGGCAUUUAACCUUAUAUAAUUAUUAUAUAAAUAAAUCUUCUAUCACUUUCGUGCUCGGAUCUUGCGCCAAUAAAUUUUGUUCGGCACUUCAAAUUACGAAAUUUAUAUAAAAGUUUAAAAAAUGGCGCAAUUUUAUAAAUAAUUUAUGGUUUAAGUUGUUUUCACUGUAAGUACCUUGGGUUAUGUUUAGGGUAAAUUAUGAAUAUAGUUAAUUAUGCUCAUAUACAUAUUGUAUGUAUAAAUGAAUAGGAUCAAUUGAAUUAAAUGAAGUGCAAUGUUUAA